Messenger RNA from Linepithema humile (Argentine ant), 1661 nucleotides. Its product is annotated as aminomethyltransferase, mitochondrial. Gene Ontology annotation, molecular function: aminomethyltransferase activity; protein binding. Gene Ontology annotation, cellular component: mitochondrion. The record is from RefSeq and is a predicted model, not a curated record. Gene Ontology annotation, biological process: glycine catabolic process. Lineage: Eukaryota; Metazoa; Arthropoda; Insecta; Hymenoptera; Formicidae.
AGUUAGUAUAAGAUACAACACGAAGAAAGAAGUGUCAUGCUUCGUUUCGGUGCCCGCGGCAGAUUCGUCAUCUGCGACAAUCUUGAGAAAUGUCUAAAUGUUUUUGGCGGCGUGUAUGACACCUGCAGCAUAGCCGCUAUGUCGAGGAUCAGGAAGAGAGGUGGAAGUUCGACGUCAAAUUGUUUGAUCGAUUCCGCGGUACUGCGUGCAACCGCUGAAGCGAUUCAGAAGGAAAAUCGUCGGCUGUCGUCAACGUGGCCCCGCAAUAAAGCCCAGAAAACCUGCCUUUACGAACUACACGUGGAAAAACAAGGUAAAGUUAUCAAUUUUUCCGGAUGGCUGCUGCCGGUGCAGUAUCAAGAGACGAUUGCUGCGUCUCAUCUGCACACCAGAUCUUUGGCAUCGCUCUUCGAUGUCGGUCACAUGCUACAAACACGUGUCUCUGGUAAAGAUGCCGGAGAAUAUCUGGAAUCCUUGACAACAUGCGAUCUGAGAAAUUUAAAUAAUGGCGCCGCGACUCUGACAGUGUUCACCAACGACAAGGGAGGAAUUCUCGAUGAUCUUAUUAUCACGAAAGACGACGAGAACAGAUACUUUAUUGUGUCUAAUGCAGGAAGGCGGGAUGAGGACAGUCAACAUCUUUUGGAGCGUCAGGAAGACUUUAAAAAGAUUGGUAAAAACGUGUUUAUUGAUUUCCUGAGUCCUUUAGAGCAAGGACUAAUAGCACUUCAAGGCCCUGCAGCAGCAACCGUCCUUCAAUCGUUAGUAAAAAUUAAUCUUCAGACUCUCAAGUUUAUGAACAGCGUGAAAACCGAGAUAUUAGGCAGUAAAGUCAGAAUUUCGCGAUGUGGGUAUACCGGAGAAGAUGGCUUCGAGAUCUCGGUGCCUGCGAAGAACGCAGUUAAUCUAGUCGAGAGAAUUUUAAAGAUUCCUGACGUGAAACUGGCCGGUCUGGGAGCCAGGGAUAGUCUAAGACUAGAAGCUGGACUCUGUCUAUAUGGUCACGAUAUCAACGAAAACACUACACCAGUCGAAGCAGCUCUUACAUGGCUAGUAGCAAAGCGACGAAGGGCCGAGGCCAACUUUCCAGGCGCACAUCGAAUACUUUCGCAAAUAAAAACGGGCGUAACAAAGAAACGCGUCGGGCUCUUAUUAAAUCAAGGACCACCAGCUAGAGAAGGUGCGCCUAUAUUAACAUCGGAAGGUGAGCCUGUGGGCAGCGUUACUUCCGGUGGACCAAGUCCAACUUUGGGCCGGCCAAUCGCCAUGGGAUACAUACCACCAGAUUUGGCACAAUUCGGCGGCGGAGUGUUAGUCGAAGUACGAGGAAAAACGUACAAAGCCACUGUGACGAAGAUGCCCUUUGUGAAAGCAAACUACUACACUACGAAAUAAUGUGUUAAAACCGAUUGAUCUUUGACAGAAUCAUAGUGUUUCGAAGCGUUUUUAAUUGAUAAUGAUGAAUGUUUUUAUAUGGACUAUAAAUUUAUUCAGCAAAGAUGUGAACGAUUUGUUGAUAGAUUUCUAGUGACAGAUAGUACAAAUCAUAACUAAUGAUUGAAACUGAUAGAUAGAUUUCUAACGAAUUGCUACUAUGCUUUAUUUGCAUAAACUGAUCAUUGAAAAUAACUGAAAAUAAUAUAAAAAAGAAUAUUAAUUAA